AUGCCGUCGUUAGAUUUGGACAAGUUGCAAGAAGAUUUGGCCACCACGGAACAACAGGUGGGUUCGAUUAUCGAGUCUUUUAUCGAGCUAGGCGUCUCGAUCUACGACUUUCCAGGGACAUCGGAGGCUGCUCAGGGCAUGAUGACCAACCUGCACCGAAACGUGGAGCGACUAAGGAAUCUCAACAAGAAAGGCAAUGAUCCGGAGUCGCAACUUAACAAUUUUCAGGUUCCAAUGGAGGUAGUGCAGUACAUCGAAGACGGAAGAAACCCGGACGUAUACACCAGAGACUUUGUAGAAGCCAUCCGUCGAUCAAACCAGUAUCAGCGGGCCAAGAUGAACGGACUGAAACAAUUGAGAGACAGACUGGCGGAAAAAAUCGUGGCAGAAUUCCCGGACAUGCAAGAUAGUGUCACCGAUAUUUUGCACCGUACAGACAGAUGA
Lachancea meyersii CBS 8951 is the source of this 444-nucleotide messenger RNA. The record is from the annotation of a GenBank genome assembly. NCBI's taxonomy places the organism in Eukaryota, Fungi, Ascomycota, Saccharomycetes, Saccharomycetales, Saccharomycetaceae.